This is a messenger RNA of Paramuricea clavata, 363 nucleotides long. The record is from the annotation of a GenBank genome assembly. Lineage: Eukaryota; Metazoa; Cnidaria; Anthozoa; Malacalcyonacea; Plexauridae.
UUUUCCGCUAGUGUAGCACUCGCGUUGGAAACCAAGACAUUAACGGGAAACCUGCGGCACGAGUUCGUCAGAGAUAUUUGCACUCAUAUAUCGUCAAACGGCGUGUAUUUUCUGAACAAGCUAGAAAGAAACCUGGUCGCCACCGCCAUAGUGACAAAAUACCCCUUUCGUAAAGAUCCCAUUGGCAGCGGAUUGGUGAGUUUGUUAUUAUUUGUACUUUUUAUUUUUGAUUCGAGUUCAUUACUCUUUGCGGUUAUCCUGAAUGAAUUUAUACGAGGAUGGCUGAGCUACGCUAGCAACGAUUGCACGGCGCGUGAAGAACCCUUAGGCUAUGACGUUAUGGCUGAAGUUAACUUUGCUUAG